Penaeus vannamei (Pacific white shrimp) is the source of this 723-nucleotide messenger RNA. The record is from RefSeq and is a predicted model, not a curated record. NCBI's taxonomy places the organism in Eukaryota, Metazoa, Arthropoda, Malacostraca, Decapoda, Penaeidae.
AUGUUUAAAUCAUCUACAACCAACUCUAAACCCAACUACAACUCUGCCACAACCCCCUCAAAACCCACCUACAACCUGCCCACAACCCCCUCAAAACCCACCUACAACCUGCCCACAACCCCCUCAAAACCCACCUACAACCUGCCCACAACCCCCUCAAAACCCACCUACAACCUGCCCACAACCCCUCAAAACCCACCUACAACCUGCCCACAACCCCCUCAAAACCCACCCUACAACCUGCCCACAACCCCCUCAAAACCCACCUACAACCUGCCCACAACCCCUCAAAACCCACCUACAACCUGGCCCACAACCCCCUCAAAACCCACCUACAACCUGCCCACAACCCCCUCAAAAACCCACCUACACCUGCCCACAACCCCCUCAAAACCCACCUACAACCUGCCACAACCCCUCAAAACCCACCUACAACCUGCCCACAACCCCCUCAAAACCCACCUACAACCUGCCCACAACCCCCUCAAAACCCACCUACAACCUGCCCACAACCCCCUCAAAAACCCACCUACAACCUGCCCACAAUCCCCUCAAAACCCACCUACAACCUGCCCACAACCCCCUGAAAACCCACCUACAACCUGCCCACAACCCCCUCAACCCACCUACAACCUGCCCACAACCCCCUCAAAACCCACCUACAACCCCCUCAAAACCCACCUACAACCUGCCCACAACCCCACCCAUCCGCGACGGCUAUAA